This is a messenger RNA of Trichoderma breve, 1830 nucleotides long. Its product is annotated as WSC domain-containing protein. NCBI's taxonomy places the organism in Eukaryota, Fungi, Ascomycota, Sordariomycetes, Hypocreales, Hypocreaceae. The record is from RefSeq and is a predicted model, not a curated record. The transcript has a single exon. The coding region runs from base 1 to 1830 and encodes 609 amino acids.
AUGAAGUUCACCACCACCACCGCGGCCGUUGCCGCCAUGGCUGGCAUUGCCGCCGCCAAGGACAGCCGAACCUUCGCUGUUCUGCGAUUCACCAACAAGGGCUUGGUCACCACUCGUGCUGAUCCCAUCGUCAACCCUGGUGUUCCCUCUGGACACGUCCACAAUGUCCUGGGUGGCAGCAACUUCGGCUUCUCCUCCACCGGCGCGGACCUCGUCAAGUCCAACUGCUCUACUGCUCUAGUCAAGGGUGACUACUCCAACUACUGGUACCCUACCCUCUACUUCCACGACCCCAAGACGGGCAACUUCGAGUACGUCGACGUUUACUACACCAACGUCUACUACUUCUUCGAGGCCACCAACGAUGAGAUCAAGGCCUUCCCCACUGGUCUCCAGAUGCUGGCCGGUGACUCCAUGUCCCGCACCGUUCCCGCUGCCGGCGGUGGUGACCAGCUCGACCCUUCCAAGGGCCCUAUUAACAACGUUCAGUUCACCUGCCCUCGUACUAGCUACAACCCUCCUUCAUACCCCGUCGGCUCUGACGGCUCCAAGGCUGGUAUGGUCGACCCCAACAACCAGGGCGCUGGUGUUGGUCUCCCCGAUGUUACUUGCGAUGGCAUGUACUCUCCUCUCCGUAUGGACCUCCACUUCCCCUCUUGCUACAACCCCGCCGCCGGCCUCACCAACUACAAGGAGAACAUGCAGUUCCCUACCGAUGCUGGUAACGGCAAGCAGGACUGCCCCAAGGGCUGGAUUCACACCCCUCACAUCUUCUUCGAGGUCUACUUUGACACCCAGCCCUACAAGGGCCGCUGGACCGAGAACCAGGGAACUCAGCCCUUUGUCCUCUCCAACGGUGAUGUUACCGGAUACGGUGCCCACGCUGACUUCAUGGCCGGCUGGGACGAGGAUCUCCUCCAGCACAUCAUUGACACUUGCGAUGCUGGUGACUCUGGUAUGGACCAGUGCCCCGGUCUCUUCUACGGCCUGAACAGCGGUGACUGCACCAUCGCCCCUCUGGUUAACGAGCAGGUUACUGGCACUCUCACCAAGCUCCCUGGUAACAACCCUCUCAGCGGCUUCAGCUACGGUGCUGCCCCUGCUAUGCCCGCUGGUGGUUCCGCUCCCGCCUCUUCCAGCAAGGCUGCUGCUCCUGCUUCCUCUAGCAAGGCUGCCGCUGCCUCCAGCAAGCCCGCCUCUUCUCCCUCCAGUAAGCCCGCCUCUUCUCCCUCCGGCAAGCCCGCCAGCUCCCCCAGCAAGCCUGCCGCCUCCAGCAACGUUGUCAACGCCGGCCAGCCCGCCAAGACCAUCGAAUCUGCCCCUCCUGCUUCUUCUCUCCCUGCUGCCGGUGGCGCUGGUAACGACGCACAGUGCAGCGCCGCCAAUGUCCACACCGUUACUGAGACCAUCACAGUCACUGCUGGCACUCCUGCCGCCACUUCUGUUCCUUCCAAGGGCAACUCUGCUGCCGCCACCGUCGGUGGAUACACCUACGCUGGUUGCUACCAGGACAACAUCGGCCGUGUCCUCACCGGCGAUAUCCUGCCCAACCUUGGCCCUAUGACCAACGACAAGUGCGUUGCCAACUGUGUCAGCAAGGGAUUCUCCAUCGCUGCUACUGAGUACGGUGGCCAGUGCUACUGUGGCAACGAGCUCGUUGGCUCUUCCAAGCUCGCUGAGAACCAGUGCACUAUGGCCUGCGAGGGUAACUCCAAGGAGGUCUGCGGUGGAAGCUGGGCCAUCAGCGUCUACAGCAAGACCGGCGCUGUCUCCAUGAAGGCCGCCAAGCGUGCCGAGCACGUCCACCGCCACCGCAGCCUCCGCCACUAA